AUGGGGUUGCAUCCACCUCCCCCCUCCUCUCCCUUGUACGUCCGAGAGUUAAUCAUUAGAGGGUAUCAAGACCAUUCUGGAUUUUGUAGCAACAUUUGUGAAGUUGAGCCGGUCAUUCAAGUAGGUCAUGAAGGCGUGGUCCAUCACAUGUUGUUGUACGAGUGCAACGAUACUUUCCCAGAUCACCAUCUGAAUUAUACCGGUCACUGUUAUACUCGUAAUAUGCCUCCAGCGAUCGCAGAGUGUACAGGAGGAUCAGCUAUGGCCGCUUGGGCCAUUGGUGGAAAAGAAUUCUAUUUCCCCGAGAAAGCUGGAUUUCCACUCGGAAGGGCUGACAGUCCAAAGGUUGUUAUAUUGGAGAUACAUUACGACAAUCCUGAGGAGAAGGAAGGACUGAUUGACAGUUCUGGUAUGAGAAUUUACUACACCAAACAAUUGAGGAAAUACGACGCAGGAAUUCUUCAAGUCGGGGCAGGUGUUGACUAUACCAUGCUUAUCCCGCCAAGACAGAGAAACUGGCAAACCAAUGGCUUCUGUACUAAGGACUGUUCAAUGAAGGCUUUUAAAGACACGAAGCUACCUAACGGAGGGAUCAAUAUCUUCGCUGCGGUUUUGCAUACGCAUCUGGCAGGCCGAAAAACCUGGCUUCGUCACGUUAGAGAUGGUGUGGAACUUCCUGAAAUAGUCAGAGAUGACCAUUAUGACUUCAACUUUCAGGAAUAUCACUUACUGAGGAACGAGGUUCACGUAAAGCCGGGUGAUACAAUAAUAAAUGUCUGUAUCUAUAAUACGGAGGAUCGAGAAACAGCGACAGUGGGAGCUCUUGCAACGACUGAUGAGAUGUGCCUGUCAUUCAUCCUGUAUUAUCCCAAAGUCAACGUAACAGACUGUAGGUCGAGAGAAAAACCAGCCUAUAAUGCCUGGUUUAAAAAAUAUUACAAGUAAGUUUCUUUACAGUGUUGCUUCAGUGAAAAUGCAAGUAAUGGCUACAACGCAUGUUUAUCCCGGCCGCCCCUUCGUCCAAAUAUUUCUUCCAUCAAUGGUUUGCAACAACACAGCAAACCUUACUCACUCAUACAUUUAUAGGUUUACCAAAAAAAAGUAAAUAUAUAAAUAAAAGGACAGAAAAAUAAUGUACAUUUGAGUCUGGAGACUGAAGUAACCUGAAAAUUUUGUAGCCAGUCUCCAGUUAUUGUAGGGUUUCUGUAGAUAUUGAGAGAAUACAUAUACGGAAUGCUUAAGGUAAGCCGAUAUGUACUUGGUACAAUAGAAUGGAGAAAAUCAAUACAAGUUUUCAAAAUGUUGUUCAAACAGUAAAGAAAAUUUUAGUUGUUUAGAGAAGUUAAAGGCAUUGAGAUCUUUAAGGCCUAGGGCAAACGUCGAAUCCAGGUCGUGUCGAGUAAAUUAAUAAUAGGUGCGACAAAGAGUCGACUUAACUCCAGCGUGGUAGCAAACGUCAAACCUGCGUCGAUCCUACUUCACAAGUUGCACUUCAUUAAAACACGGGAAUAAGCACGUGUCCCCGUGCUAUUCACUCGAUGCGCGACUAGUUAUACUGUUAGGACUUGCUAGCGAAUAUGUCGAUACUCGUCUCUUCAGACAACGGNUG
This is a messenger RNA of Orbicella faveolata, 1609 nucleotides long. RefSeq names its product DBH-like monooxygenase protein 1. Gene Ontology annotation, biological process: octopamine biosynthetic process; norepinephrine biosynthetic process; dopamine catabolic process. The record is from RefSeq and is a predicted model, not a curated record. NCBI's taxonomy places the organism in Eukaryota, Metazoa, Cnidaria, Anthozoa, Scleractinia, Merulinidae. Gene Ontology annotation, cellular component: secretory granule membrane. Gene Ontology annotation, molecular function: copper ion binding; dopamine beta-monooxygenase activity.